AUGUUGCAGGUGGCGAAAGCUGCACGUGAAGCAGGAGUUCGCCGGAAACAGCUGGCCCGAUCAAUUGCUUCUACAGCAUCUUCUAGUGGCAGCAGUGGCAGUGGGAAAAGAUCAAGCAGGACCAUGGAACCUACAGCCUCUACCCAGGUCACCCCAGACCCCAAGCAGGUGUGUAGUGUGCCACCCACUGAUGCACAGCCCCGUGAUUCGCAAGACCUGUUGUUUCCACCUGUUGAUGACACAGCAGUUGACGACGGCAGCAAUGCCGAACCUGUGAUUCCUGUCGAAUCACUGCCUAACGCAGAAGGGCAGCAAGCCACACCCACAGAGCCGACAGAACCGACUGCGAAGCCUGGUGUUCCCAUUGUCUUUGGCCCCCCCUGCUCAACCUUUAGCCAUGCCCAAGCAGCCGCCCCAUCACCCACCAACCCGACACCUGCCAAUCCACCCAACAGCAAUCCACCCAACCCUCCGGCACCUGCCAAUCCACCCAACGGCAAUCCACCCAACCCGGCACCUGCCAAUCCACCCAACGGCAAUCCACCCAAUGGCAAUCCACCCAACCCCACACCUGCCAAUCCACCCAACCCUCCAACAGCUGGCAAUCCACCCAAUCCACCCAAUGCAUUGGCAGCUGGCAAUCCACCCAACCAACCCUCAGGUAGCAAUCCACCACCAGCAGAGCCAGCCGAUGACCCUGAAGUGUCCAAAAAAGCAGCCAAGAACCAAUAUAUGCGAUAUUACCGCUCUUUGCGCAGUCUGAACUGUCCCCCAGCUGUUCGGCAGAAGUUUGACGAAGCCAACGAAUGCCCACCUGCAGAAUGUCAGCAGAAACUACAAGAGCUCUUCGAAGAGUUUAAGCGUUGCAACGGUGACUGGCUUCAGUCCAGCAUAUGCUUACAAGAAAGCAGGUCCCACAGCACAGCAACCUGCGGCAUUUGGAAAUGGCUCACCCGUAGUGACACAUGA
Cladocopium goreaui is the source of this 969-nucleotide messenger RNA. The record is from the annotation of a GenBank genome assembly. Lineage: Eukaryota; Dinophyceae; Suessiales; Symbiodiniaceae.